Fusarium oxysporum Fo47 is the source of this 603-nucleotide messenger RNA. RefSeq lists its product as uncharacterized. NCBI's taxonomy places the organism in Eukaryota, Fungi, Ascomycota, Sordariomycetes, Hypocreales, Nectriaceae. Bases 1 to 603 code for a protein of 200 amino acids. The transcript has a single exon. The record is from RefSeq and is a predicted model, not a curated record.
AUGUCGGACUUCCGCACACGCAUACCUUGCAGAGAGAUCACCUCUCUUAGCAAGCUCUACAAUGUGCUGACGACUGAAUACGGAAAUAUAUACUAUACGUUGGAGACGGAAAAUAACGAGCAUGGUGAGCUCUUUUACGUUGUUGGUAUCUCGUGUCAUUUUGCGCGUGAUGUUGAGGAACUUCUGGUCACGAAGGGGGUUCUUCGAGAGAGUGCGAGACCACGAGGAUUUACAGCGAUCAACGGACCGAGACCUCGUGGGGACCCAUUGCCUGAGGUGAUUGAUCUCACUUGGGAUGACUCGGAUGAGGAGCCUCCUCCGGCUCACGGGAGUACAAACACGGUAAACAUCCCGAGAGAUCUGACACCUGGAUCACGUCGACUUCUUGCUGGCGCGGAAGAGACCUCAGACUACAUUGCCAAGUCAGUAUCGAGCCAGCGAGAUAGCCCUGAGCGAACACACAGCGCUGUUACACGAACCCCCAAAAACCAUAGCGGAGCUGAACAAAGACCAAUCGCAGCAGGCAACAGCGCGGUUGGCCAAGGAGACCGUUGGACAGGGAGGAUCCCGAUAUCUAUGCUACUCGAGGGUCCUCAUUCUUGA